AUGGGAAAGACGAAAUACGUGGUGGUGACUGGAGGUGUCGUGAGCGGAUUGGGAAAAGGAGUCACAGCGAGCAGCAUUGGUGUUGUUCUUAAAGCAUGCGGCCUCCGGGUCACCUCGAUCAAGAUCGAUCCGUACAUCAAUACGGACGCGGGGACAAUGUCGCCAUUCGAGCACGGCGAAGUGUUUGUUCUGGACGACGGCGGAGAGGUCGAUCUGGACUUGGGGAACUACGAGAGAUUUCUUGACAUAACGCUCACGAGAGAUAACAACAUCACCACUGGCAAGAUCUAUCAGUCCGUGAUUGAACGAGAGAGGCGUGGUGACUACCUCGGCAAAACCGUCCAGGUGGUACCACACAUCACGACGGCCAUCCAGGAUUGGAUAGAGCGAGUGGCGCAGGUUCCAGUGGACGGCAGUGGGGAGAGUGCUGACGUCUGUGUCAUCGAGCUGGGCGGCACUGUUGGUGACAUUGAGUCGAUGCCCUUCAUUGAAGCUCUUCGUCAGUUUCAGUUCAGAGUUGGCCAGGAGAAUCUGUGUCUGGUGCACGUGAGUCUGGUGCCGGUGCUGGGAGUGGUGGGCGAGCAGAAGACCAAGCCCACGCAGCACAGCGUGCGCGAGCUCAGGGCGCUCGGCCUCAUGCCCAACCUGCUCGCCUGCCGCAGCGCCGAGCCUCUGGAGCCAUCCACGCGAGAGAAGCUGUCGCAGUUCUGCCACGUGCCUGUGCAAAACGUGCUGAACCUGCAUGACGUGAAGAACAUCUGGCACAUCCCGCUGCUGCUGCUCGAGCAAGGUGCCCAUCUGUCCAUUCUCAAGCAGUUUCAGAUCGAGCCUCCCGAGCCUAAGCUCCAGGAAUGGGCUCACCGAGCCAAGAGCUGGGACGAACUCACAGAGACAGUGAGCAUCGCCAUGGUGGGCAAGUACACGGGCCUCUCCGACUCCUAUCUUUCUGUGCUCAAG
This is a messenger RNA of Closterium sp. Yama58-4, 957 nucleotides long. NCBI's taxonomy places the organism in Eukaryota, Viridiplantae, Streptophyta, Zygnematophyceae, Desmidiales, Closteriaceae. The record is from the annotation of a GenBank genome assembly.